Molecule: messenger RNA, 279 nt
Organism: Babjeviella inositovora NRRL Y-12698
Lineage: Eukaryota; Fungi; Ascomycota; Pichiomycetes; Serinales
Gene: HFL2
Product: negative cofactor 2 transcription regulator complex subunit
Exons: 1
Biological process (GO): negative regulation of transcription by RNA polymerase II; transcription by RNA polymerase II; positive regulation of transcription by RNA polymerase II
Cellular component (GO): negative cofactor 2 complex; nucleus
Molecular function (GO): protein heterodimerization activity; transcription coactivator activity; RNA polymerase II general transcription initiation factor activity
Source: RefSeq, a predicted model, not a curated record
ACGUACGAGUCCAUCAAGACACACUUCCCGGCUGCCAGAAUCAAGAAGUUGAUGCAAUCGGACGAGGAUAUCGGGAAGGUGGCGCAGGCCACGCCGGUGGUGGUUGGCCGUGCGCUCGAGAUCUUCAUGGCAAGCUUGGUGCUGGCCAGCUGUGACGAGGCCAAGAAGAACGGCCAGAGAAGGGUCACCGCGAGCCACGUCAGAGGUGCGAUCGAGGCCAACGAGCAGUACGAUUUCUUGGUGGAGUUGGUGGAAAAGUACCCGGCCCCAAAGAAUUAA